AUGGACAGAAUACUGGAGAGCCCUCCCUUGGCGGCCCUCAAGCCCUGUCUCGACCAGCUUCCUUCAAUCCCUCAAUUCGUUGUCGGCGCCCUGGCUGGUGUCGGCGCCCUGGUCCUGGCAUUGAAGCUUGUCAGCUUCACUCGACUUUUCUUGAGCAAUUUUCUUCUCUCCGGCGUCAACCUUCGAAAGUAUGGCCGAGCUGGGUCGUGGGCCGUGGUGACUGGUGCCUCCGACGGCCUCGGCAAGGAAUAUGCCUCUCAGCUGGCUGCCAGAGGCUUCAACCUUGUCCUCGUAUCCCGAACCAAGACCAAGCUUGAAACGCUAGCCAAGGAGCUCGAGCAAAAAUACAUUGGCAGAGGCCUCCAGAUCAAGAUUCAUGCCAUGGACUUUGCCCAAGAUGACGAUGCCGACUACGAGCAAUUGGCCGAGCUUAUCCGUGCUCUUGACGUCGCAAUCUUGAUCAACAAUGUUGGACAGAGCCACAGCAUGCCUGUGUCUUUUCUCGAGACCCCCAAGGAAGAGCUUCAGAACAUUGUUACCGUCAACUGCUUGGGAACCUUGAAAGUCACUCGGGUGGUUGCUCCCAUUCUCAAGGAACGCAAGCACGGUUUGAUCCUGACCAUGGGCUCAUUUGGUGGUUGGACUCCCACUCCUUAUCUGGCCACGUAUUCCGGCAGCAAGGCUUUCCUUCAGCAGUGGAGCAAUGCGCUCUCCUCUGAGCUUGCGGAUGACCAUAUCGAUGUCUACCUUGUUCUGAGCCACCUAGUGACCACUGCCAUGAGCAAGGUACGCCGUCCCAGCCUUCUCGUGCCCAAUGCUCGCAACUUUGUCAAGUCAGCCCUCGGCAAGGUUGGCCUUGGUGGCUACCAAACCGCCCCAAACACAUAUACACCUUGGUGGAGUCACUCUUUCAUGCUGUGGUUGAUCGAGAACAUUGCCGGCGUCAACAGCCCAAUUACAAUCUGGUACAACAAGAAGAUGCAUGUGGAUAUCCGAAAGCGAGCUCUUCGCAAGCAAGCCCGCGAGGGCAAGAAGCAGUAG
Molecule: messenger RNA, 1041 nt
Organism: Ustilaginoidea virens
Lineage: Eukaryota; Fungi; Ascomycota; Sordariomycetes; Hypocreales; Clavicipitaceae
Exons: 2
Coding region: 1-1041 (346 amino acids)
Biological process (GO): fatty acid elongation
Cellular component (GO): endoplasmic reticulum
Molecular function (GO): ketoreductase activity
Source: RefSeq, a predicted model, not a curated record